Molecule: messenger RNA, 1650 nt
Organism: Strongylocentrotus purpuratus (purple sea urchin)
Lineage: Eukaryota; Metazoa; Echinodermata; Echinoidea; Camarodonta; Strongylocentrotidae
Exons: 2
Coding region: 1-1650 (549 amino acids)
Biological process (GO): positive regulation of DNA-templated transcription
Cellular component (GO): nucleoplasm; chromatin
Molecular function (GO): zinc ion binding; ubiquitin-protein transferase activity
Source: RefSeq, a predicted model, not a curated record
AUGGCGGCGAACUUCAGCUCUGCAGAAGACAUCUGUGAUAGAGAGAACUGUCAAUCAUUCACAAAUGUGACGUACUACGUGAAGGAGAAGAAGAAGCUCUGCGAUGACAGCACCUCCAAAGAGGAAUGCAUCGGAAAAGCUAGAAAGGGUAGGCCCAAUCUGUAUUGUGAGAAGCAUGAUGGUGAAGAAAUCAAACUGUAUUGUAAAACACAUAAUGUAGCAGUGUGUCAAUUAUGCGCAAUGAUAUAUCAUCAGCAACCUUGUAUGCGACAGGAUAUAGAGGGCGCCAUCUUGGAUAUUAGAGUAAAACUAAACAUUCUAAAAGAAAAGGUAAAUGACAAAUUGGAGGUUUGUCGAGUUUAUGGAGAUCAGAUUCAUCAGUGUAGGAAAGACACCGACACCUAUCUACAAGCUUUGAAAGAUGAAGUUGAUUCGGUAAUCAAUGAAGCGAUCCAAACAGAGAAAGACAAAGAGAAGGAGGAUGCUGCAGAAAUCAACCAGGAGAUUGAUGAGAAGAAUCAGAAACUUCAAGAUGAGAUUAAACAAAUCAAUAAAAAGAUGCAAAAGAACGAUGAGGAGAGAGAGAAGCGACUUGAGCUAAACCAUUAUAAUGCAGAGAAAAGACGAGAACCCAUUAACAACAAACAGCAUGUUCUGCAAACAGACAUUCAAAACAUCGCUGAAGAGAAAGAGAAAAAGAUUGGACAGUUGGAGAUAUCUUGGCAAGAUAACACGAAAACCACAGAGACCACAAUUCAGACCCUUCAUACAGUACUCAAAGAUGAUUCAAAUGUCGUCAAAGAUGGGCAUCGUGUUAAAACAUCAGUGGGUGAUGAAUUAAAGAAACCAAUGAAUGAGGGUGAGGUGAAACAAAUCACUGAGGCUUUAUCGGUUGUGAGGUUUGUGAAGGGUGCUGGGAGAAAGAAGUAUGAUGGGAGAAUGGAUGGGUAUGAUGGGGAGUGGACGCUCAUUGAUACAAUCAAUGUCAGUGAUAAAAUCACAUACCCAGCCGUUGUAGGAUGCAUUAAUGAAUACAAUGUGAUCAUCACAGAUGAAGAUAGCCUACAUACUUACAUGUUAGAUAUUGACACUAAAAACAGUCAGAGAGUGAUAACCAGUAGUGAUACAUCAUGGGUUACCUCCUGUGAACUGCUGAAUGAUGACAAGGUAGUAUGCGGUAAAUACGGUAAAGGGUGUACAGGAGAGAGUUUGACUGGAUGCAUCGAUGUUUAUGACAGACAAUGGAAGUACAUCAAUGACGUCACAAUACCAAGAAACACGACGCGUAAUGAAACAAGGGUGGAUGUAGCUGUUGACCAGUAUGGGAUGAUCAUCGCAGCUGAGUUUGGUCAGUCUAAGAUAUACGUCAUCAACCCUGCUGAUGGUAAGAUUAUGAAUACCAUCACAUGUAAACAGAAUAUAAUAAUGCGUGGUGUACUAUCAUCAGGUCACAUCAUUGCUCAACCCUACCCAGAAGAUCACAGAGUGUUCAUCAUCGACAGACAGGGUGGCCAAAGGGAAAUCCCCCACAGUGGUGUCAUCCUGAAUGCCUGCAUCGAUCCAAUGACAGACGACCUCUAUGUCGUGACAUUAGAUGAUGGAAGCAAGACGUGUGUGAUUGAUCAGAGAUUAAAGAAGAUUCAAACUUAG